AUGCAUGGAGACUUUUCGUAUUCUAUGGGCGGGUCCAUUGAUGUAUAUUGUCAUGUAAUGGAUAACGAGGAUGGCUGGAAGGAUGUGAAAGACCCUGCUGAAAGAAAGAGGCUGCAGAACCGCUUACGACAGCGAGCAUGGCGUAAGUUACUCUCCUCCCGGGACAGACGUUUAUCGGCUCAGGGCCUUUUGCAUACUGAUUGUAGUCCCUUUACUUUGGGUCACAAGCGGUUGUCCCUGAUCCUGUCAUGUGAAAGAAAGAAAGCCAUUGGUCACAUGAACGAAUCAACUAUAAAUUACUCUCCUUGGAAAGGUUACGGCAUGUUGAUUAACAGCGAUCAACAUCAGCUCUUGGCCAAAUCGACCUCGGGCCCGCUGCACCAUCCUACACACCGAAUACCGGAAAUCGGAGCAGUUCCCAAGAUAUCAAAUAGGCCCAAACUUAUACCUCCGCUGCUAUCUUACACGAAAUAUACCACAUUCGAUGCACCGCCACCUCACAUAGUCUUGCCGCUCUCCCCAGAUCACUGUCUUAUUACCCUGGUUCAGUACAAUGUAAUCCGCGCCAUGCUAUUCAAUGUGGCUAUACUAUCUCUUCUCGAUUAUCUUCCAAAAGGAUGUCCCAACACUUUGAGCAUACCCCAACUCGGUACCAUUCCAGCCCAAGACGUCCCGCCGGAUCUUCAAUAUACUGCUUUGCAACAGACUACACCUCAUUCAUAUUGGAUCAGCGUCAUACCUUUUCCGCAACUGCGAGAUAAUUUGAUCCUUUUGGCUGGCACAUAUGAUGAGUAUGAGUUCUGUUGUGACCUUGGGCUAGGUAUAUAUGAGGGAUUUGAUGAUGUAGAACGCCGUGGCUUUUUGGUUUGGGGUCAAGCCUGGCAUGGACAUGGAUGGGAGAUAAGUGAAGGAUUUAUAAGGAAAUGGGGGUUCUUGCUCAAGGGCUGCUCCGAAUUGAUUGAGUCCACGAACUAUUGGAGGGAACUGCGCGGGGAGGAUAGGCUCAUUGUGGAGAUAUGA
This is a messenger RNA of Talaromyces stipitatus ATCC 10500, 1020 nucleotides long. RefSeq lists its product as uncharacterized. NCBI's taxonomy places the organism in Eukaryota, Fungi, Ascomycota, Eurotiomycetes, Eurotiales, Trichocomaceae. The transcript is spliced from 2 exons. The record is from RefSeq and is a predicted model, not a curated record. The coding region runs from base 1 to 1020 and encodes 339 amino acids.